Molecule: messenger RNA, 2334 nt
Organism: Saccostrea cuccullata (small rock oyster)
Lineage: Eukaryota; Metazoa; Mollusca; Bivalvia; Ostreida; Ostreidae
Exons: 12
Coding region: 187-2274 (695 amino acids)
Source: RefSeq, a predicted model, not a curated record
ACCUUUUCAACACUGUCGACUUGCCAGGUAGACUUAGAAUUUUAAAACGAAAGUGGCUUAAUUUAUCUGCAAUAUAUCUGGCGGAUUACAAGUCUAAAAAAUGUAUCCCGGGUAACUACAAAAUAUGUAAUUAUCUGCAUAUUUAACCUUAUUCCGGCGAAAGAAGGUCGGACGGAAGAAAUUUAUAUGCGUAAAUUGCAGUUCCAAAACAUAGGCACCGGAAUGUCUACUGAAAUAGAAGAAUCUACGUCGCAAAGGGAGCAUAAUGUACAAAUGAUGAGGCAAUCGGAGCACGGACGAGUCAAAAUACUCACCAAGGCGUUUGAGGACAUCACCUUACAAAAAAUCCAGAUACACCCUGACAAACGAAAGUCAGGUUAUUUUUCUCGCGCCCAGGUACCAAUCAAAAGCAGCACACAAUCUCUAGAUAUCGAUAUUCCCAAACUACGCCAAACCUUUGGAACAUUGAUAGAUUUGCUACAAAGACAAGAAUUUGACAAAGAUAUGAAAUCAGAAUUAGAAUGUAUUUUCCCAAAGUAUCUCCAGAUGCUCGAGGAAAGAAUUUGUGAUCUGGACAGAGAAGACAAUGGCAUUUUGGUGGCAGGAGAAACCAGUUCUGGAAAGUCCACGCUUAUUAACUCCCUCAUUGGAGAAAAUAUCAUGAAGUCUAGAACCACAGAAAAUACUUCAACCAUUUGUAGGAUCUGGAAUUCAGAAAAUAUUGGCCUGAAAGUCUACAACGACAAAAAUGAAUGCAUACAUUCCAAAUUAGAUUACUCGAGAGACCAGCUGCCAGAAUUCCGGAAAGAAGUUCAGAAAUAUACAGAUGUGGGCAGCAUGCCCGAAAACUGCUCAUUUGUAGAUAUCUUGUAUCCAGUUUCCUUACUAAAGGGGAAAACAAUUUUAGUGGAUACACCUGGAGUUGGAGGAAGUACGAGUCUUGCAGAGUUAGUGAUGAAGUACUUACAGAACGCUGUGGCAUUCAUCUUCGUUGUAAAUGCGUCCAAUGCUGGUGGAUUACAAGAUGAUAGGCUUCCAAUCAUUUUGCGAGAAAUUUUACGCUCUCACUCAGACCACAAAAUGCCAUGCUUUGACCCCAGUGACGUCAUUUUUGUGACAAAUAAAUGGGACGUCAUCUAUUCUUCCUGUGAAGAGGACAGCGAUGAAGACGACGUAUCGCUCACUUGGGAAAAAGUCAAGGCAUCAAUCAAGAAGCACUGGGGAUCGGUGAAAGAUGACCAAAUUUUUCAAAUCUCCUUGAAGAAAAUGAAAGAAGCCAACGACGAGCAAUUCAAAGCAGAAUAUGGACGUUUUCAAGUAAAGUUGAAGGAAAUUAUCGACCGAAAUCGUGUCAGUCGUAAACAGAAACAUUUAAGAUUUUUGGAUAAUAUUCUAAAAGUCUUGGAGAGAGCAACGUGUCGAAGAAUAUUAUCAUCCAAAUUGUCAGAAGACGAUCAUAAAAAGCUAGCAGAGAAAAAUAUUAAAACAAUAGAGGAAUUUGAAAAGAAAAAAGAAGAGAUCAAUAAAGACCUUCGCUCGCAGUUAGAUUCCUCAAUCUGCACCCUUAGCAGUGAUCUAAUGGAGUAUGUUUGCUCAGUUAAAGGAAAAAUCGAAAUCUUAACCCCAUCUGGCAAAAAAGACAUAAAGGAAGUAAGCGUUUUUGCAUUAGAAAGAAAAGUGAAGGAAAGAUACGUCACUUUUUUGGAGAAUUGGCGUCGGAGUCCCAAAGUUAUUGGUGUAUUUGAAGAUUUAGAGCAACAAAUCAAAGGAUCUUUUAGUACAUUGAAAGGAAAAAUUGAGGAACUUGAAAAAGAGUUCUUGGGUGCCCCAAAUUCUUCACGAAACAAAGAUAUUACUACAACACCCGGUUGGUUCCCGGUUCUAGACAUAGCUGGGACCCUGUCUACAAUUGCCGGAGUAGUACUUUCUUCACUUUUUUCUGCGGACUUUCAGGAAGAAAAGAAAUUAACGGUCAUUGACAAAAUUUACGAAAAAUGUGUCUGGAUUUAUGAUAAGGAGGCCGUAAAGAACGAUUUGGAGAAUAUAUAUGGAAACCAUUACAGAAAUGUAAUUGAGUGGAUGCUCAAUGUGUCAAUUGGAGAUGACAUCAGAAGUUUGAGGAAAACAAUUACACAAGUAUAUGAAAAACGAACUGAGUACAAAACCAAGCAUGAAAAUUACAAAAUUUUUAACGAAGCCCUAAAUGAACUAAAACGGCAAAUGGAAGAGACAAAUGAUGAUAUUGCUCAAAUUCUUGAAACAACUCAUCUUUAAGAAGUUCAUGACUUAAUAGAAUGCAAGUUCUGAUGUAAAUACUUGUUCAAAUAGUAAAUU